Molecule: messenger RNA, 360 nt
Organism: Hansenula ciferrii
Lineage: Eukaryota; Fungi; Ascomycota; Saccharomycetes; Phaffomycetales; Wickerhamomycetaceae
Exons: 1
Coding region: 1-360 (119 amino acids)
Source: RefSeq, a predicted model, not a curated record
AUGAAAUUAUCAUCAGUCUUAGUUCAAGGUUUAUUAUUAUGUGGUAUCAUUGCUUCACCAGUUGUCACUACUCCAGAUGCUGAUAAUUCCACUGAUAUUUCUGCUCAAGGUUUUGGUGCAAAGUAUGAACUUUGCUUUGAUGAAAAUCAAGGUCGUUAUUGUACUGGUAAGAGUGUCAAAGCUUGUGCUAGAGCUUAUGAAACUGGUAAGGAUCAUUAUUCUCCUAAGGAUGCUACCAAUGCCUGUAAUUUCUGGUGCAGCAAGAUCAAGACUCUUGAUGAUUGUAGAACCAACAAGAAGAAGUUCAAUUAUCAUCCUAAAUGGGGUUGUAAAGAUCAAAUGUAUUCAUGUUUACAUUGA